CGUCACGGGGAGUUAAUUUUAAACCCGGACAAGAUGGCGGCGAGGGACGCGGCGCGGCGCGCGGGCCCGGCCCGCCACCGGCCCGACCCGGCAGGUAAGCAUUAUGAAGAAGAAGAGGAGGAUGCUCUACCUGACUCAGAUGCCCUGCCAGACUCAGAUGACGAGGUGGAAUUGGAUAAGCCGCGCCCCAUACAGAUUGUCCUUGCUCACGAAGAUGACCAUAACUUUGAAUUAGAUGAAGCAGCAUUGGAAAAAAUCUUGCUUCAGGAACACAUUAAAGAUCUUAACAUAGUAGUUGUGUCUGUAGCAGGAGCUUUCCGCAAAGGAAAAUCUUUUCUGCUGGACUUCAUGCUUAGAUACAUGUAUAACAGGACUUCUCCUUGCUGGAUAGGUGGAAACACUGAGCCAUUGACUGGAUUUACAUGGAGGGGUGGAUGUGAACGAGAAACCACUGGCAUUCAGAUUUGGAGUGAAGUGUUUGUAAUUGAUAAACCUAAUGGAACAAAGGUUGCUGUACUACUCAUGGAUACCCAAGGUGCCUUUGAUAGCCAAUCCACUAUCAAAGACUGUGCAACGGUUUUUGCUCUGAGCACCAUGACAAGUUCUGUCCAGGUAUAUAACUUGUCUCAGAAUAUUCAGGAAGAUGACCUUCAACAUUUGCAGUUGUUUACAGAAUAUGGAAGACUAGCUAUGGAAGAAAUUUACCAAAAGCCGUUUCAGACAUUAAUGUUCUUAAUUAGAGAUUGGAGUUAUCCUUAUGAACAUGCAUAUGGCUUGGAAGGAGGAAAAAAAUUCCUAGAGAAAAGAUUACAGGUAAAGCAAAACCAGCAUGAAGAGCUACAGAAUGUAAGGAAGCAUAUUCACUCCUGUUUCAGUAAUCUUGGGUGUUUCCUGUUGCCCCACCCUGGUCUUAAAGUUGCAACAAAUCCAAAUUUUGAUGGGAGAUUGAAUGAUAUAGAUGAGGAAUUUAAGAAUGAACUCCGGAAUUUGGUACCAUUACUGCUUGCCCCUGAAAACUUGGUAGAAAAAGAGAUUAGUGGAUCCAAGGUGACCUGUAGAGAUCUUGUAGAAUACUUCAAGGCUUAUAUUAAAAUCUAUCAAGGAGAGGAGCUACCUCAUCCAAAAUCUAUGCUACAGGCAACAGCUGAGGCGAACAAUCUCGCUGCUGUGGCAGGAGCGAAAGACUUGUACAGUAAAGGCAUGGAGCAGAUCUGUGGGGGAGAUAAGCCUUACAUUGCCCCAUCGGACCUCGAGCGGAAGCACCAGGAUUUCAGAGAGACUGCUAUCAGGCAGUUCCGCUCCGUGAAGAAGAUGGGAGGGGAGGAGUUCUGUCGGCGCUACCAGGAACAACUUGAAGUGGAAAUCGAUGAGAUCUAUGCAAACUUUGUGAAGCACAACGAUGGCAAAAACAUCUUUUAUGCUGCUCGUACCCCUGCCACUCUAUUUGCAGUCAUGUUUGCCAUGUAUAUAGUCUCAGGACUGACUGGGUUCCUCGGUAUGAACUCCAUAGCUACCCUGUGUAAUCUCGUGCUGGGGAUGGCUCUUAUAUCGUUUUGUACGUGGGCGUACGUUAAGUACUCUGGGGAAUUCAGAGAAGUUGGAACAGCCAUCGAUCAGAUUGCUGAAGCUAUAUGGGAACAGGUGUUGAAGCCCAUGAGUGAUAAUUUGAUGGAGGAUCAUAUGAGGCAGUCUGUAAAAAACUCUAUCAAAGCAGGCCUGACCGAGCAGGUGGCUCACCAUGCCAGACUAAAGACAGACUGACAGUUCGUCUCCUCUUCAACUCUACCCUCUCAUCCUAGACAUGCUUGCUGUACCAUGAGAACUCAAAUAUAAAAAAUAAAUAAAAAUAAACCAAAGUUUACAAUCAACUGUAGAAGUAGUUUAGUGUGAUUGGCUUCACAGAUUGCUGCCAUCACCAGGGAAGAGUAAGUUUGUCAGUGCUCAGCUUCUCAGACAAACUGGUGCCGUGGAGGCUGCCGGGGGUGGGAGGGAGGGUGGGUGUCAGUUUUACAUAUAGGCCCGGUGAACUGUGUAUGUGUGUGUUUGGGGGUGAGGAAGAGGGGAUCUUCCCCCAGUGUUUUGAGUCUACGCAGUCUCUGGCUUACAGGGGAAUCUGUCCUCUGCAGGAGCUGAUUUCAGGGAAGUGUCAUGAUCAGACCCACACAAGGUGUGCUCUCACCAAAUGUACCCAGCUCUGCACCAUCCCCUCGCCACCUCUACAAGUGUUUCUGUGUAUCCAGUCGGUGGAGCCAUUAGAGCACCCACUACAUUACAAUACAUAUCUUGCUUUAUUGCCUUUUAUACCAGUGUUACACAGAUGCAUGUGUUGGUUCCUCAUGCUGCUGAUGGCAGGACUGGAGUGUAAGGGAGGCAGUGGGUCAGAGCAGAGCAUGUGUUGCCUUGAACUCGCAGACCUGGUCCCAAGGGAGGUGCAUAUUGGAACUUGAGCUGUCUUUUUCUGCAGUUUAGCCUUCAUGUAUAUAAUAUUGCCAUUAAUUCUACUGGGGGAGAAAUUCCAUCCAAAAAUGUUGCCUACAGCUACCAAGCAAUGAGUUAGGAUUGUCUGUACAGUGUGUUUAGUUUUUAUUUUUUAAGAAAUCACAGAUAGGGCAUGUAUAUGAAAUAUAAAUAUAUAAAUACAAUUUUGUAUCAAAGUUUUGUAGUUUAUGGCAAAACCUGGUUCUGUGGUAGCUAAGUGCAGUUCCUGUAAAGGAAUGUUUGUGGCUCAUGUAAAUGUGUGAAUGCAUCAACAAUUUGAAGUUUUUUGAUAUAUUUGUGAUAUUUACCUGCCUUGAGCACUGCAAUCUCUCACCCCCUUGGGAAAAUCAGUGGGAAUGUUUGUUGUGAAACUCUUGUCUUCUGUUGCAUUUUAAAGUUAUUUCCUGUAAUUUAUUUUCAGUACAUGAUUAAAAUCAGUUGUGUAUAUAUGAAA
Messenger RNA from Empidonax traillii (willow flycatcher), 2932 nucleotides. It is a transcript of the gene ATL2, whose product is annotated as atlastin GTPase 2. The record is from RefSeq and is a predicted model, not a curated record. Gene Ontology annotation, biological process: endoplasmic reticulum organization; protein homooligomerization. Gene Ontology annotation, molecular function: GTP binding; GTPase activity. Lineage: Eukaryota; Metazoa; Chordata; Aves; Passeriformes; Tyrannidae. The coding region runs from base 34 to 1761 and encodes 575 amino acids. The transcript is spliced from 13 exons.